AUGCGGUUGUGCCCUCUCUUUUUGGGCCUGCAUGCGGACGGCUCUCUCUCUGUUUUGCCUUUCUGGGGGGCCAUCAAGUACUCGCUUUCCUUCGAGCUUCUGCCGGGUCGGGGGAAGUUCCAUUCUUUGUCUGCCCUUCUGCUGUCUCUUGAGAACAGCCGCAGCUUCAUUCCUCCCCUUGUGCUCUUUCCCGAGGGCCAGAAGAGCAACGGGAGCUGCUUGCUGCAGUGGGACGCCAGGGGAUUAGACGCUGCAGCUUUUGCACGACUGAAGAGCAGAGUGGCCUUACUGGGGUGUAUGCACACCCCAGACCAAGGCAACACACAGGCAGCAGCAACAGCACGGACGGGAUGGAGAAGACCGACGUACACUGCGCCUCACACGGUUAACAGCCCUUUAUGGCACUUGUUGCUGCUGCUGUUGCAGCCUAGACAGCACCUGCGCUGCAUUUGGGUUCCGCCCGAGGACGUGUUGACCUCCCAACAACAGCAGCAACGGCAGCAUCAGCAGCUUUUGCAAAAGCAACAACAGCAGCUGCUGCUGCCGCAGCAGUCAUUGCUGCUGCAGCAGCAGCAGCAGCAGCAAGGAGACUUGACGUGUAUACGCACCACCUUGCUGCGAGCUGUCCCCGGACUCGUGUCUGUGAAGAAGAGCGGAAGAGACCUGAAGGCAUUCAGUGACUAUUGGAAUGAGCAGCAGCAGAAAGGGCGCAGUACAAAGAGAGCAUGA
Molecule: messenger RNA, 729 nt
Organism: Eimeria acervulina
Lineage: Eukaryota; Apicomplexa; Conoidasida; Eucoccidiorida; Eimeriidae
Exons: 3
Coding region: 1-729 (242 amino acids)
Source: RefSeq, a predicted model, not a curated record